Molecule: messenger RNA, 3299 nt
Organism: Brienomyrus brachyistius
Lineage: Eukaryota; Metazoa; Chordata; Actinopteri; Osteoglossiformes; Mormyridae
Product: GDP-fucose transporter 1-like
Exons: 2
Coding region: 13-1215 (400 amino acids)
Biological process (GO): protein O-linked glycosylation via fucose; GDP-fucose import into Golgi lumen
Cellular component (GO): Golgi apparatus
Molecular function (GO): antiporter activity
Source: RefSeq, a predicted model, not a curated record
ACUGCACCCUCUAUGAGGCGGGCGUCAGUGCGUGUGGAGAAGCUAGCUAGCUCAGUUACCUACCUGUUUAUAGCAUAUAAAUGGGUUUUAUAUGCUAACUGCUUCAUUUUCUUUGUUUUUGUUGAAAACACGAUGAACAGGACGCAACUGAAGCGGUCGAAAAUUCUCGGCAUGGCUCUCGCAGGCUUGGAUUCCGUGGAUCAAGAUGGAGAGACGGAGACUUUUUUAAUGAGAGCCAUCAAAAUAACUUUUGUUGUGGCUCUCUAUUGGUUUAUAUCUAUUACUAUGGUCUUUUUAAACAACCAUUUGCUAGAUAUCCGUGAACUGAACGCCCCCUUGUUCGUGACAUUUUUCCAGUGCCUUGUAACCGUGGGUCUUUGCUGGUUCUUGCACCUCACGUCGAAGCUGUGCCCCGGUGUCGUGGACUUCCCCUCCCUUAAGUUUGACCAUAAGGUCUCAAGAGAAGUCUUGCCACUGUCAUUCGUCUUCAUCGGCAUGAUUACUUUCAAUAACCUGUGCCUGAAACAUUUGGGGGUUGCGUUUUACACUGUAGGAAGGUCGCUCAGUACAGUUUUUAAUGUAAUCCUGUCUUAUGUCAUACUCAAGCAAACCACUUCUUUAUAUGCGCUUCUGUGCUGCGGAGUGAUUUUAGGAGGGUUCUGGCUGGGUGUCGACCAGGAGGGGGCAGAAGGAUCACUGUCCUGGUUAGGAGUUGUCUAUGGAGUCCUUGCCAGUAUGUGCGUGUCCCUAAAUGCCAUUUACACAAAAAAGGUGAUGCCAGUUGUGGAUGGAAGCAUAUGGAAGCUGUCAUUUUACAACAACAUCAACGCAUGUGUCCUAUUUGUUCCACUCAUCUUUCUCUUCGGUGAGGCACCAAAAGUCUACAGUUUUAACGGGAUGGACGACUGGAACUUCUGGGGCAUGAUGAUCACUGGGGGAAUCUUUGGUUUUGCCAUUGGCUACGUCACUGGCCUUCAGAUUAAAUACACAAGUCCGCUGACGCACAAUGUGUCGGGCACGGCCAAAGCCUGUGCACAGACUGUGCUGGCUGUCGUGUACCACUCCAGUAUCAAGAGCUUGUUGUGGUGGACAAGUAACUUGAUGGUGCUGGGUGGCUCCUUUGCUUACACCUGGGUUAAAGGGAUGGAAAUGAAAAAGGUUCAGGAUGAGCCUCAGUCAAAAGCUAAGGUACAAAAGAAUGACUCUGGUGUGUAAGGAAUCUGGGAUGGUCUUUGUUUAGGGCAAAGACCCUUUAUGUGUAAGAAAGUGGACAAGAUAAUAUCCUAAUGCUGGCAAUGAGCAAUGCAACAUAUAUUUCGUUGCCUCUAUUUGGCCUGCUUUUUUUUUUUUAUUUUGUUCAUGUAGCACAUACAGUGUUUUGUGUUAUUUUUAUGUGAUGUAUUUUUCUCUUCUUUAACAAAGGGUUAUUGUCAGAUUAUUUAUUUGCAUUACUCAUUCCAUGUAUUUUGGUAUUAGACACUGCAGUCUGAGAUCACAAAGCAAGUACGGUUUCAAACUAGAAAUACUUAUGUCAUUCUACUAAAAAAACUUUUGUCUGCUUUUGUGUCUAAGUAUGGCGUAUUCAAAUUUUGCGGUUGACUUUUGGAGCGUUUCGAUAUCAACAAGGGGAAAAAAAUCAACAUUAAUUAUGACAAAUUGUAUCUGGUUCAUUAAAAGUAGAAACCAAAGAAUAAUCAAUGUUAUAAGAUUAAUUAAAGGAGUUUUGGGAUUUCUAAUUAAGAGCACUCAGGGUGCUUUUGUAUCAGAUUGUGUUUUAUUUUUUGGCUUGAGUGGUAAACUGAGUGGCAUGGUGGUUCAUUGAUUAGCACUCAUGCCUGACACCUUCAGGCUUGGGGUUUAAAUCCCACCUCCAUUGUGUGUGUGUGUGUGUGUGUGUGUGUGUGUGUGUGCACUCGCAUGCGCAGUUUACAUGUUCUUACUGUGUUGUGUGAGUUUCCACUGGGCACUUUGGUUUCCUCCUGCAGUUUAUACAGUUAGGCUGACAGGCACCUCUAAAUUGAUCAUGUGAUUAAUUCAGCUCAAUUCAAUUCUAUUAAGUGUGAGUGUACCCUGCAAUGGCAUGUCAUCCAGGGUAUACCCCAGCCUUGUGCCUUGUGCUGCCUGGAAUAGGCUCCAGACUCGGCCUGACAAGGAUAAAUACCUGCAAGAGUUGGAGUGGGAAGCUGAAAGAAAAUUGGUUAAAGACAGAUUCUCUGGUGUUCUGUGUGGUGAAUAACUAACACAUCAUUGAUCUCUUGAGUUGGAAUGUAAUGGGCAGUGUUGUUAAAUGUGGUUGUCAGAAUAAAGAUGUAAAAUGUAUUUGAAUUAUCAGAUUUUGUUAUAUGUUUGAUAAAAUCAUAAUACCUUUGAAUUAAAAUGGUUUCAAUACUGGCUGAAUAGUAUGUAUAUUGAAAUUUUGAUUUGUUUGAUUCCAGUAAUAUAACUUGUGAGAAAUUAAAAUUAGUUGAACUGUUGGUUGAAUCAGUAAUUUCCAAUGCAGUUGAAGUUUACAUUCUGCACCCUUUCAGGUUUGCUAUUUGAACAACUUCUGUGAUCUGAGUAGCCUUACUGAUUUUGUUGAAGAACCUUCACCAAGCCUGUUACACAAUAGAUUUUUUCUGUCGUAUGUUUAACUUGCUUUCAUUUAAAUCCAUUUCAUUUUUAUUUAGUUUCAUAUGUUGAUUGGCUUCCCGUGUAUAACAUUACCUGUUAAUAUAACGUAUACAUUAAUAGAUAUAUCUUUAACUGCAGGAUGUGAAAAUUAUAUUGAAAACACCACUAGAUGGAGCAGUUUCACAUUUAUUAGGAUUUUUAUGUCCUUGCUGGUUCUCACAAAAAGCUGUGGUCUUUCAUUCCGUUCCUUUUUUAAAGAUUGUUUUAAGAUUAUAUAUAUAUAUAUAUAUAUAUAUACUCUAUUGUUUAAAUUAUGAAUAGUAUUCAGUUAGUUUAAUAAUGACAAUCAAUAUGCUGUAUAGUAUUGAAAGCUUGUCAAAUUUCCAGUAAGUUGUAUUUAUUGAUCCUGUUUCUUAUUCCAUUUGACCGAGAUGGUUCAAAUAUUUCUGUAAAUGUGUUUUAAAAUUUGUUUUUCUGUUUGAUCCGUAUAUUGUCGAAACCUGUGAACAUUUCUGUUAUUGUCGAUUAACAAACAGGACACAAAGUGUACUACACAAAUCUAAAUUGACAAAUAACUAAUUAUACGGUUUAUAAACAUAAUGUAGAGAUUCUUUUAAAAAUAAACUCUUUAAAUGCCUUGGGUGACGGUUAGUUUGUAUGUAAUAAAAAAUACAAAUUUAAUUGUU